AGUGACGCUCAGACCUGCAAGAAAGUGACAGGAAGCUGACCGCAGGAACCAGAACCAGAACCAGCGCUGCGGCGUGGCUCCUCCUGGAGGGGGCGCCGUGUGGGUGGCAGCCAGCAGAUAGUGACUAACUCCAUCCAGCAUGGCGGCUCCUGCUGCGAAGCAGCCAUGAUGCUGAUGACCUCUGUGUGAUGUCAUCAGGAGGUGUUGGCCCGGUUUAUAAAGCUCCCUGGUCCGGGACCGUACCAACCCUCACAGAACCAGAGACCCGGGACAACAGACGGGUUCUGGUCCAAAGGACGACUCUUAAUCCCAACAGAACCUCCAGAACCAUGUUGUUCUCCAGCAGCCUCCUGCAGCGGUGGUUCUUCGCGGUCUUCCUGCUCUGCUCCCCGGUUCCGUUCGCGGGCCGGCCCGUCGACACCCUGAGCGGCAGAAUGAGGCGCUCUGUGACCCACACUCAGCUCAUGCACGACAAAAGCCGGAUGCUGCAGGACUUCCGGCGACGCAUGUUCCUGCAGGGCAUCCUGGACGCGGUCCACACGGCCGAGAUCCUCCCGGUCCGCGGCGCCGGGGGCAGCAGCGGCGCCGGCGCCGGGCCUCCCGGACCGGGCCUGGGGGUCAACCCGAGCACCACAGGCAGUACCCUGCAGUCCAAGCCCCCUGGAGGAACCAAGAACCUCCCUGUCAUGUUCCAGGAGGAGGAGGAGGAGGAGGGCACCCACCUGCCGCAGGAGACCAACAAGUCCUACAAGGAGAAGGUUCCCAGCAAGAGGAAGCGGAAGGGGAAGUCUGGCCGCCGGAAGGAAGCGGAGAAGAGGAAGAGGACGGUUCGCGCCGUCCGGCAAAGGCCAGGGGAAGAGGCGGGCAGUGGGCUCCACCUGGAGUGGAGGCCGCUGCUGGGCCUGCAGGGGGCGCUGCAGUGAGACGCCGUCAGCCUCUGACGGAGACAGAAAUCUUGGCCUCGCCUCUUGGACUCCUAAAUGUUCACGACUCGUUCUCCUGUCACGGAGCAUUUGGACCGCAGAAAGAAAAUAUUUAUUGUGUGUAAAUAUCUGAGAUUAAGAAGCAGAAUAUGUUUAAAUGAAACCUUAUCGGCGCUGUGUGCAGCCGCAGAUUUUAAUCUUGUGAAUCCUUUUUUUAUUCCAGUAAUGUCUGAUUAAUUCCAGUAAUUUAUUUUGGUGUAUUUAUUUUGAAACGUAUCGAGGUGCUGCUGACCUUCUAUAUUUUUGUACCAUAAUGCACUUUAGAUAUCUGACUAUAAUCUAUAAACUUGUUUUUGUUGACUGAAGUAAAGAAAACUCGACUUUUUUUUGUCAUUUUCUUUCAUUUGUUUAAACAUGUUGUUUUGUUGAAGCUGUUUGCUGUUUUCCUCCUCGUGAUGCCUUCACUGACCGUCGGUUUUCUCCACGCUCUUCUUCGCCAGGCCAAAGUUCACGUGUUCAUGUUGGUGAAGCCUGUUGUUCUGAGCUGAUUAAACAUGUCGUCAUAUCUGA
This is a messenger RNA of Xiphophorus maculatus (southern platyfish), 1493 nucleotides long. RefSeq names its product parathyroid hormone-related protein-like (gene pthlha). The coding region runs from base 189 to 923 and encodes 244 amino acids. The record is from RefSeq and is a predicted model, not a curated record. Gene Ontology annotation, molecular function: peptide hormone receptor binding; hormone activity. Gene Ontology annotation, cellular component: extracellular region. NCBI's taxonomy places the organism in Eukaryota, Metazoa, Chordata, Actinopteri, Cyprinodontiformes, Poeciliidae. Gene Ontology annotation, biological process: regulation of chondrocyte differentiation; osteoblast development; adenylate cyclase-activating G protein-coupled receptor signaling pathway. The transcript is spliced from 4 exons.